AUGGGUCGUGUUAAACUGGAGAUAAAGAGAAUAGAAAACAACACAAAUCGACAAGUUACGUUUUCAAAGCGUAGAAAUGGACUUAUUAAGAAGGCUUAUGAACUUUCAAUCCUUUGCGACAUUGAUAUUGCUCUAAUUAUGUUCUCUCCUUCCGGUCGUCUUAGCCACUUCUCUGGCAGAAGAAGGAUCGAGGAUGUAUUUACUCGUUUCAUUAAUCUUCCAGACCAAGAAAGAGAACAUGCUAUAAUUUUCCCCGAUCACCGCCAACAUCCUGAUAUGCAAAACAAAGAGUAUUUGCUUCGGACACUACAACAGCUCAGGAAUGAAAGCGAUAUUGCCCUUCAACUUGCCAAUCCUAUCGCUGUGAAUACUGAAAUUGAGGAACUCCAACAAGAAAUUUGUAGGCUACAGCAACAACUUCAAAUGGCAGAGGAGCAGAUAAGAAUGUACGAACCCGACCCUUUAAAAAUCACAUCUAUGGAGGAGAUGGAUUCCUGUGAGAAAAAUCUUGUUGAUACUUUGACAACCGUCAUGCAGAGAAAGGAAUACUUGUUGAGUAAUCAACUAUCUUCUUACGAACCACCCGGAUGGCAGCAAGUAUUCCAAGGCCCUUACGAGACUGCAAUAGAAAGUUGGAUCCCCAACAGCAAUGCCCAAAUCUUCGACGCGUCUUCUUCUUUGGAUCCCCUUACAGAAUUAGGAUCCACGGUUUAUGAUCCAUUUGCACAAGGAACAAGCUCGAAUGUGGAUCCAAACAGCUUGGAAGGAGGGUGUCAUGUCCCAAAUGCUGGUGACCAAAAACUACAAGCUUGGCCUCAGCCUUACCCUCCAACUGCUACUGCCCAUCCUUCCCUCAUGCCACCCACCUUUUACUCUCAAAUUGAGGGCGAUCAGCAUGCAUUGGGGACAUCCAACAUGGCAGAGAUCAUACCACACCAGCAAAUCGAGAUCCCAAUUAGCAGCUUAAAUGUGGGACCCCGCAAUUUUGGGAACGAAGCUUCAAAUUGA
This is a messenger RNA of Morus notabilis, 1008 nucleotides long. Its product is annotated as agamous-like MADS-box protein AGL104. Gene Ontology annotation, molecular function: protein dimerization activity; RNA polymerase II cis-regulatory region sequence-specific DNA binding; DNA-binding transcription factor activity, RNA polymerase II-specific. The record is from RefSeq and is a predicted model, not a curated record. The transcript has 12 exons. Gene Ontology annotation, biological process: positive regulation of transcription by RNA polymerase II. NCBI's taxonomy places the organism in Eukaryota, Viridiplantae, Streptophyta, Magnoliopsida, Rosales, Moraceae. The coding region runs from base 1 to 1008 and encodes 335 amino acids.